AAACCUUUGGUACCGAACAGGCGCCAUCUUAGAGUACGGUGUCCAGCCUCGCAAUACGUCCAUGCUGUUAACAUCGGGACCGUUCAAGAUUUCGGAAUUCAUCGUCGUCUUAAAAUGUUUUUUUUAUUAAACCGUUGAGCGCAGUGAUGGAUCAAACCAUCGCCGAAAUGUGUUUGGAGUUUGAAAGUAGGAUCGCAGUUUAUGAGGCUGAAAUCUCGCGUCUAAAGGAGGAAAACUGUCGUCAGAGGAAACUACUGGACGCCGUUCAUAAACCUGAAGUACGGCUCUACAAAUCAGACCUCCAGCAGCUCUUAGUUUCUGAAGAUGAGGUUCCCUCUGUGAAGCAGGAGUUGAGUCCCUGUCUGAGCCCAGAGGAGCCAGAGCCCCCAUACAUUAAAGAGGAGGAGGAGGAACUAUGGUGCAGUCAGGAGGAAGAGCAGCUUCAAGGAUUGAAGGAGAAGGCUGACAUUAUUAAGCUGUCAUCUUCUCCUGUCCCUGUGAGGAGUGAAAAUGAUGAAGAGAAAGUUCAGUCCUCUCAGCUUCAUCAAAGCCAAACUGAGGAGAAAAGAGAGGCAGAGCCUCCAGCCUGCACCUCAACUGAGCAGAUGAAACCAGAACCUGAUGGAGAGGACUGUGGACCAUCAGAACAAACCAGAAACCUCGAUCAAGAUGGUGCUUUACAACCAACGAGUGAUGGAAAUCUUUCUUCAGACUGUUGUGAAAGUGAGACUGAAGACAGUGAUGAUGGCUGGAACAAAGCUAGACAACCUCAGACAGAGAACAAUGAAAUCAGUAAUAAGAGGUCUGCUGAGAAUAAACCCUUCAGUAGCUCAGUCUGUAGUAAAGGAUUUACUACAAGAGGAAACAUGCAAAGACACAUGACAAUACAGAAAGGAGAGAAACCUUUCAGUUGUUCAGUCUGUGGAAAAGGAUUUACUAGAAGAGGAACUCUGCAGAGUCACAUGAGAAUACAUACAGGAAAGAAACCUUUCAGUUGCUCAGUCUGUGGUAAAACGUUUUCUGAAAGAUGGCAUAUGAAGACACACAUGAGAAUACAUAUAAAAACAAAACCCUUCAGUUGCUCAGUCUGCGGUAAAGUGUUUUCUAGAAGAGGACUUAUGAAGACACAUAUGAGAAUACAUACAGGAGAGAAACCUUUCAGUUGCUCAGUCUGCGGUAAAGAGUUUUAUCAAAUAGGACAUAUGAAUACACACAUGAGAAUACACACAGGAGAAAAACCCUUUAAUUGCUCAGUUUGUGGUAAAGGGUUUUCUCAAAAAGGAACUAUGCAGUCACACAUGAGAAUACAUACAGGAGACAAACCCUUCAGUUGCUCAGUCUGCGGUAAAGAGUUUUCUCAAAUAGGACAUAUGAAGACACACAUGAGAAUACAUACAGGAGAAAAGCCCUUUAAUUGCUCAGUUUGCGGUAAAGAGUUUUCCCAAAAAGGAACUAUGCAGUUACACAUGAGAAUACAUACAGAAACAAAACCCUUAAGUUGCUCAGUAUGCGGUAAAGAGUUUUCCCAAAAAGGACACAUGCAGUCACACAUGAAGACACAUACAGGGGAAAAACCCUUUGGUUGCUCAGUCUGCGGUAAAGUGUUUUAUAGCAGAGGAUAUAUGAAGACACACAUGAUAAUACACACAGGAACAAAACCCUUCAGUUGCUCAGUCUGCGGUAAAGGCUUUUCUCAAAGAGGAAAUAUGCAGUCACACAUGAGAACACAUACAAGAGAGAAACCUUUCAGUUGCUCAGUCUGCAGUAAAGGGUUUUCUCAAAAACACGUUAUGCAGACACACAUGAGAAAACAUACAGGAGAGAUUAUCACUUCACAAUCUUCUGUAAAGGGUUUACGAGAAGAGGACAUGUGAGCAUAUACAUGACAAUUCAUUCAGAAGAUGGGACGGGAAAGGAAAGGAGGUCAGGGACCCUUUAAGUAUUUGUGACGCCAUACAAUUUUUUCAGUAUACAAAUAUUGGUGUUUCCCACACAUAGACUCUAGUUGGGCAGGCCACACAGGGAUAGUAACAGCUGCCAAAGUAUAUUUGGUGACCUGUUUUAGCAUGCAAAAUUAUUAUUUUUUUAUCCGGCUGAGAGAACGACGCCAAUCGCGAUCGAUUAACUGGUGGACAAUCUCCCCUCACUCUACCCUUCCCAGACCUGUUUUGUUCUGUUAUCACGAGAAGGGUCUGCUGACAAUCUCGCACAUGCUCUGCAGAAAAACAGAGAGAUGUUCUCUAGUACAGAGCCCCUGAGUGGUCACAUCAUGUUUUAUUUCUAGUUCGUGCACUCAUUGUACUAAAUCGUGCGCACAUUUUACUUGUGUGUGUGUGUUUGGUAUUUUUUUUCUUUUACUAGUUUAUGCACUCGUUUUACUAAAUUACAUGUCCUUGGAGUUCGGUAAAGUUGGAAAUAUAUUUACAGAUUCGAACUUCCAGGAUCAAUAGCUCAUAAGCAAAAUGGUGUUUAAACACAAUUGGCGCUUCUUUCCUGCUAUAGUCAGGUAGACAAUGAACUACAACCUAAUUUUUCACCAAAAUGAGGCAUCCUUCAAGCUGGACAAAUAACAUUGGUCUCUGUAAAUCUGGCUUUGAGACGAGCGCACAGGGACCAUCUAAAAAGUGCAGCACCAAAAAGAAAUAGUCAAAAAGUAUUCAAUAACUUCACUCUCAUGCAGUGUGGUGCCCCUAAAAUCAUUUCACACAUCAGUUGUUUCCUGUUGGUUAUACGAUGAGACUUAGUUUGUAAAAAUGUGCUUUUGCAUAAUUUUGGGGUAUUUUUACUGGUUAAAUAUUCAAUAAUUUCACUCUUAUACAAAAUAAUUAUGCAAAAGCACUUCUUUGUACAUGUAUGUUAAAGAGUUUUUUCUUCUUUUUUUUUUUUUACUUUGUCUUACUCUUCCCAUGUGGGUAGAUGGAGG
Molecule: messenger RNA, 2923 nt
Organism: Lampris incognitus (smalleye Pacific opah)
Lineage: Eukaryota; Metazoa; Chordata; Actinopteri; Lampriformes; Lampridae
Product: gastrula zinc finger protein XlCGF57.1-like
Exons: 2
Coding region: 147-1874 (575 amino acids)
Biological process (GO): regulation of transcription by RNA polymerase II
Cellular component (GO): nucleus
Molecular function (GO): DNA-binding transcription activator activity, RNA polymerase II-specific; RNA polymerase II cis-regulatory region sequence-specific DNA binding
Source: RefSeq, a predicted model, not a curated record